Ruditapes philippinarum (Manila clam) is the source of this 3312-nucleotide messenger RNA. Its product is annotated as furin-like protease kpc-1. The transcript has 14 exons. Lineage: Eukaryota; Metazoa; Mollusca; Bivalvia; Venerida; Veneridae. Gene Ontology annotation, cellular component: trans-Golgi network; Golgi membrane. Gene Ontology annotation, biological process: protein processing. Gene Ontology annotation, molecular function: serine-type endopeptidase activity. The coding region runs from base 116 to 1915 and encodes 599 amino acids. The record is from RefSeq and is a predicted model, not a curated record.
GCUUCAGAUUGGAAUUCAAAAGUUAACCCCUCAACAUAGAACUAAAAAAGCUGUUCCAAUCAGCGAUGCCAAAUGGUCUGAUCAAUGGCAAUUGCAAACAAGUCAAAAUCCAAGUAUGAAUGUUUACAAUGCGUGGGACAAAGGUUUCACCGGAAGUGGUAUUACCAUAGCAAUAGUGGAUGACGGUAUUGAUGUUGUUCAUGGCGAUCUAUCUGGUAACUAUAAUGCUGGGUUGAGUUAUGACUACAUAUAUGACAGUGUUGAUCCAUCACACGUAGGACCCAAUGAUGGACAUGGUACAAAUUGUGCAGGUGUUGUAGCAGCUGUCAAGAAUACGGUUUGUAUAGUGGGCGUGGCAUAUGAGGCUUCCGUACCAGCAAUACGUAUUUUAGAUGACACGUACUCUGUUACUGAAGCAGACGAAGCUUUAGCGUUAACGCACGAGCUCGCGAGCAUCGAUAUAUAUAGUAACAGCUGGGGUCCAAGCGAUGACGGCGAAACGUUUUUUUCACUAGCCAGUAUACAACGGGAAGCUUUACAAACAGGGGUGACUGAGGGUAGAGGGGGUAAGGGUGUGAUAUAUUCGUGGGCGUCUGGUAACGGAGGAGAUUCUGAUGAUUGUAAUGCCGACGGAUAUUCUAAUAGUAUUUAUACGAUAGCUAUUGCCGCCGUGUCGGAGACAUCUGCGCCGACUUGGUACUCCGAACAUUGUACAGCUAUUCUUGCCGCAACUUACAGUGGUGACUUCCCAAACGCACGAAUUGCAACAACAGGACCCAGUAACACCUGUGUGAAUAACUUCUCGGGGACCUCAUCAGCUUGCCCUCUAGCUUCCGGAAUAUUUGCAUUAACACUACAAGCAAAUCCAGCAUUGACCUGGAGAGACAUGCAGCAUAUGUUGGUUGAAUAUUCUAUAUCUUUAGGUCUACAUGCUGACGCAAAUUUCUACACGAAUGCUGCUGGUAAAACAGUAAGUCAUUGGUUCGGAUUCGGGUUAAUGGACGCUGAGGCGAUGGUGGACAACGCGCCAUCUUGGAAAAAUGUACCUUCUAGUACAAUCUGCACAUCGACACAAAUUAACGUGGAUAUAAAUUCAGUGACGUCAUCGAUAGUGAGCACGUACUCUGCCAGCCAGUGUUUCAUAAGCUAUCUAGAGCACGUGAUUGUUUCCAUAAGAUACAGUGCCUCGAGACGAGGAAAUGUUGAAUUCUUCAUUGACUCCCCGUCGGGUACCCGAAGUAAAAUAUUUAGAUCGAGAACUAAUGAUUUGUCGUCGUCGUCAAUAACCUGGGAUUUUAUGUCCGUUCAUACAUGGGGCGAAAACCCGAAAGGUGACUGGACAUUAACUAUGUCAGAUGCAGUCGGUGGAACAAGUAUGAAUCUUUAUUACUGGAGUAUACAGUUUUAUGGCACCGUGGCAGAUCCAUUAGCUGGAAUUCCUGCUGCUGGAGAACUUGGUGGUUCGUGCAUAGACUCCGCGGAAUGUAGCGCUAUCACAGAUGGUGGUUGUUUACAGGACGAUAAAAUCUGUGUCGUCUGCAACGACGGAUAUCACGUGAUUGGCAUAUAUUGUAAACAGGAUGGUCAAUUAGGCGGCUAUUGUGAUGACAGUGUCACGUGUGCAACCACUUCUCUUGAAUGUAUCAACAAUGUAUGCGAAGAAAAAGAUGAAGAAACUGACAAUACGCUACUUAUCGUGGGCGCCGUUAUUGGGGCUUGUGUUGGUAUAGCCCUGCUGGUUGGUGCUGGCUACAUUCUACACAAAGUUUGUUUUGGUGUUACAGCGACCUCUGUCGUCACACCUGCACCAUAUGUACGAACACCAGUAUAUUCAUUACAACCCCCGCCAUAUUCUUCAUCCGGGGCAGCUGCAAACCAACAACCCCCAACGUCGUAUGCACACCCCACAGUUUAACGCCGUAAAUAUAUCAAACAAAAGAAAAAAAGUUAAUUAUUAUUUAAAAAGUACAAUGAAUGCAAGGAUAACUUGAACGGGAAAAAUACGGGAGUAAUUAUAAAAGAAGUAAUCUUACCAAAUAUAGCAAUAGCAAUAUGAAGCACACAGCAAUAAGAAGGCAAAUAACUAUGUACAAUAUUAUAAAAUAAUUCCUUGUUUGAAAUCUAUAUUAUAACGAUUUAUUAAAUGAUCUAAAAAUAGCUGCAAUCUCAUUGGUCCAAACAGUAGUCAACAGAACUUUUUAUAAACUCAUAUUCACUGGGUGUAGUAUCAUAUUGACUGGCUCAAUUGGAUUUUCCCAGUGUAAAAAUAGAUUGAGACUCAUAUUCAAUGAUCAUACACCGUAGACUGAUAUUUAGGCGUGCUGAUUUAAAUAUAAUUGUUGCUUUUUGUUCUUUAUGGCAUAUUUCUCGAUUGAAAUAUCAUUACUUUUCUAUUAUACUAUAAGGCUACACUGCAAUGAUGAGUAUAAACUUGAAUUAUUUUUGUAUGCGCAGCGUUCGAGUACUCGUUGCACGCCUAACACGUGCGUCUUUUUUCCCGCGCUUCAACGAGGCAAAAUUUGUACAUGUAUAUAAGGUUGUACUUUGUGAUUUUUUUAUUAAUUAGACUAUUCAUAUAAUAAAACAAUUAUUGACUAGUGAGCCAUUAAAUAUGAUGUGAUAUUCACCGGCGGAAAGUCAUAUUGACCUCGGCUAUCGCCUCGGUCAAUAUGUCAUCUGCCGGUGAAUAUCACAUCAUAUUCAAUGGGUCACAAGUCAAUAAUUGUAUAAUAUAACAUUGUUUUAUAUCAUUCUAAUAUGAAAUUUUCAUUAUGUCGGAAAUCUGAAUUUAUAUCCCACCAGGGUAAUUUUAAGAUUCAAAAAGCGUUGGUCGAUUCAAUAUUUUCAUUAUUAAAUUUUACUUUUAUAUUUCUUGACACACCUACAAUCAAUACUGUUGAUAUUGUAUGUAUCAAAUACCAAUUCUUCUGCCCGAAAUAAGCUUUUUGAGCUUUCAUUUUCAUGUACAUUUGUACCAGCCUAGAAUUUUAUGUAAAUCUGUACACAAGUUGUAUGUUUUCAGCUAUUUUGUUUCAGUGUAAAUCAAAAGUAAAACAUGUAUAAAUAUAUCAUGUUUAAAAUUCUGAGUUACUUGAUAUUAAAAUAUGGCAGCUCAACUUUCUGUGAUAGCUAAAUGCUUACUGUAUGUGAUAUCUUGAUAUUUUCUUUGUAUAUUCAUUAAGUUCUUAUUUUGAAUACCUUGAAUAUGUAAAUUAUCAUUGUUUGAGUAUUUUACUGUUUGCUGUGUAACUUGCAAAUGUACAUAUUUAAAAUAAAACAAAAUAAAAUAACCAAUUAAAUAUAAGUGUAAGG